CAAUACACCUUUUGUGAAAGGGAAAAUCUUAACAGAACAUUUAGUUGGGGAACUAAAGCGUAGACUUUUUGUCCUGUUUUUUUCAGAUCCACCAAAUCCAACCUCCUCAAAAAGCAAGAAACACGCACAAACAUGUUAUAACAAAAGACACACACAACACAAAGCUUUCUUUUUCAAUUCUCUGCUUCAAAAGUCAAACCAAGUUGGAUGUUCAACGGUGGAAAUGGACCGACUACCGUGGAAGGAGGAAGAAGAAGCGGCGGUUGGCGGUGGAGAAAGUGGACCGCCGCAAAGACCGAAUUUAAUCCUCCCGCCACGUACGGACGCCUUUUUCAGCGGCGGUUUUAGCCCCGGUCCUAUGACUUUGCUCUCUAAUUUAUUGACUGACGGUGAUGACGGCAAAUCCUUCUCUCAGCUUCUCUCCGGUGCCAUGGUGUCUCCGGUAUCCGCCACCGCUGGCGCGCUUGAUUCACCUGGCUUCUUUUCACAUCCUCAGGUGUCCUUUGGAUUGUCACACCAGCAGGCACAGGUCUCAUUUCAAGGAGAACAAUCCAACACAGAUAUGUAUAACCAAGCUGAACAUUCAUUGUCUGUAUCAGCAUCCACCGCAUUCACCACUCACGCUCCUCCUUCCGGACAAAGGUUGCAGUCUUCUUCGUUGAAUGUUGAUAAGCCUGCUGAUGACGGUUACAAUUGGAGGAAGUAUGGACAGAAACAGGUGAAAGGUAGCGAGUUUCCUCGAAGUUAUUACAAGUGCACACAUCCUAACUGUCCUGUCAAGAAAAAGGUUGAGCGGUCGCUUGAAGGUCAUGUAACCGCGAUUAUUUAUAAAGGAGAGCACAAUCAUCAACGUCCCAAUCCUACCAAGCGGCCGAAAGACACUAAUGACAAUUCAAAUAUGCAAGGGAAUGCUGAUUCGUCUUAUCAACGAACGUUUACAAACUCAACGUCUAUGACGGAUCCCGAAUCCAGUCACACAACAGGUCAACAUCUAUCUGGAACGAGCGAUAGUGAGGAAGUAGGUGAUCGUGAAACUGAAGUGGAAGAGAAAAGAGUUGAGCCUGAUUCUAAAAGGAGAAAUACAGAAGUUGCAGUCUCAGAUCCAAUAGUUUUGUCACAUAGAACUGUCGUGGAGCCUAGAAUCAUCGUGCAAACGACUAGUGAAGUUGAUCUCUUAGAUGAUGGUUAUAGAUGGCGAAAAUAUGGACAGAAAGUUGUUAAAGGCAACCCUUAUCCUAGGAGCUAUUACAAAUGUACAACACCGGGUUGCAACGUUCGCAAGCAUGUAGAGAGGGCUUCGACAGAUCCUAAAGCAGUCAUAACAACAUACGAAGGAAAACAUAAUCAUGAUGUUCCAGCAGCUAAGACCAAUAGCCAUACUUUUGCCAACAAAAAUGCUUCACAGUUAAAAUCACAAAGUACCAUUUCUGAGCAGCCUAGUUUCGCCAACAUUGGUAGUGUCGGCGGCAAUGAGCAACAACCUGUUGCGCGUCUAAGGCUGAAGGAAGAGCGGAUAACUUAAGCGCCUAGAUUAAGGCUUGAAGAACGGGUAAUCUGAUAACUUGUAUCACAAGGGAUCUUUAUUUAGAUGCUUUAGUGGAUUUUCUUUCGGUCUUAGGCUAAAGUUUUGAUCAAUUCCUCAUGGAAGAGUUAAAGGAGAACAAAGUUUAAACCAAAAAAGAAAAAGGUUGGUGGAGAGAACAAUAGUUUUGGAGGAUGCUGUACAAUCUGUGCCUUGUGUGUACAUUAUAAGCUUUUUUUCUUCUUUAUAUCAUAAAAUAUAAGUUAUGUUGUGUAACAAUUAUUAAUAAUUUUAUCAUCUAAUUCCUUGCUCAAUGAUAUUUUUCCAAGGAUGUAACAAUUUUGGAUCAUAUAAUAAAUUGCAUUAUAUAAGCUCCUUCCUGAAUCCAA
Lathyrus oleraceus (garden pea) is the source of this 1911-nucleotide messenger RNA. Its product is annotated as probable WRKY transcription factor 4. The record is from RefSeq and is a predicted model, not a curated record. The coding region runs from base 224 to 1522 and encodes 432 amino acids. Gene Ontology annotation, molecular function: sequence-specific DNA binding; DNA-binding transcription factor activity. Gene Ontology annotation, biological process: regulation of DNA-templated transcription. The transcript has 5 exons. Lineage: Eukaryota; Viridiplantae; Streptophyta; Magnoliopsida; Fabales; Fabaceae.